This is a messenger RNA of Physeter macrocephalus (sperm whale), 1159 nucleotides long. It is a transcript of the gene TNFSF14, whose product is annotated as TNF superfamily member 14. Gene Ontology annotation, molecular function: tumor necrosis factor receptor binding. Bases 107 to 832 code for a protein of 241 amino acids. NCBI's taxonomy places the organism in Eukaryota, Metazoa, Chordata, Mammalia, Artiodactyla, Physeteridae. The transcript is spliced from 4 exons. Gene Ontology annotation, cellular component: membrane. Gene Ontology annotation, biological process: immune response. The record is from RefSeq and is a predicted model, not a curated record.
GCGUGAAAAGCCCAGGAGUGUUGGGCAAUCGUGGUUUCCUCCCAGCCCGCAGGACCCAGCCGUGCCAGCCCAGCCCCAGGCGUCUUGGGGCCUCGUCUGCUCAGGCAUGGAGGAGACAGUGGUGAGGCCCUCGGUGUUCGUGGUGGAUGGACAGACAGACAUCCCUUUCACAAGGCUAGGGCACAGCCACAGGAGACAGCCCUGCAGUGCAGCCCGGCUGGGCCUGGGCCUCCUGCUGCUGCUGUUGGCGACCGGAGUGGCUGUCCAGGGCUGGUUCCUGCUGCAGCUGCACUGGCGCCUGGAGGUGAUAGCCGCCCCCCUGCAGGACAGAGGUGCAGGAUCCCGGGAUCAGCUGGUGCAAGAUCGGAGGCCCCAGCGGGCCAACCCGGCAGCACACCUCACAGGGGCCAACUCCAGCCUAACAGGCAGUGGAGGCCCGCUCCUGUGGGAGACGAAACUGGGCCUGGCCUUCUUGAGGGGCCUCACCUACCGGAACGGUGCCCUGGUCAUCGCCCAGGCCGGCUACUAUUACAUCUACUCCAAGGUGCAGCUGGGCGGUGUAGGCUGCCCCCAGGGGCUGACCGGCGGCCUGCCCAUCACCCACGGCCUCUUCAAGCGCACGGCCCGCUACCCCGAGGAGCUGGAGCUGCUGGUCAGCCGGCGGUCACCCUGCGGGCGAGCGAGCAGCCUCCAGGUCUGGUGGGACAGCAGCUUCCUGGGCGGAGUGGUCCACCUGGAUGCCGAGGAGGAGGUGGUGGUGCGCGUGCCCGAAGAGAGCCUGGUCCGAGUCCGCGAUGGUACGCGGUCCUACUUCGGGGCGUUCAUGGUGUGAAGGAAGGAGCCAGGGUAGACUGAACGGAGUCCGACAGACAGAGACCUCAGAGGGUGCCUCGGGAGACAGGAAAACCAACAAGCAGAGAUUUUGGAGUGUGCCCGGGAGAACCCCAAACUCAACAGGUGGAGAGCUAAGUGGAGACCACCGGGACCAAGAGCCCAGUUAUCCCACAGGUGAAAGACCCAGCAGGCACCUCUGAGGAACCAAAGGAGACCGCAGACCCUGCCAUGAACAACACUGAAGACAUAGACCUGGACACUUGGGGGGUCUGUUAGCCCCCAAGCGGGGGUAAAGCUGAUCUGCCUGAUAUUCAGGAAAAAGGGG